CGCCGGGGCGGGGCGGGGCGGGGCGGGGAGCGGCCGCCGGCCGGCCGCGCUCCACUGCCGUUCUGCGGGCGGCCGCGGCAGCCUGCAUGCACCAUGCUGGGCGGCCACACGCCAAGAUGGGCCUGAGGAACAACAAGGUAAAGGAGGCCACGUCGGCCGGCCGGCGCAGCUCGGCGCUCUCCCUAGAGGACAGCGAUGACGACAGCAAACUGGUCGAGUUCAACGGCGGCGUCUUCAAGGUGAAGACAGGAUGCUGCGGCCUAGACCCGACCACCGGCCGCGGCAAGCAGAUCCACCUGGCCCAGAUGCUCUGCCUGCCCUUCAUCCCCAUCAUGGCGCUCAUCAUUCAGAACGCGGUCAACAUGAUCAGCGUGCUGCAGUACCAGUACGAGAUGCAGGAGACCAUCAGCCAGGUGCAAAUCAGUACUGGACUGGGAAACGUCACUGAGGCGCUGCAGUCGGAGCGAGCCGAGAUCGCCUUCUUCCUCUUCACCAACGGCUCUGUGAUCCGGAGAAACCUCUCUGAACAUUUUCAGUACACCAACCUUUUGAUCGAUGAACUCAAAUGGCCAAAAUUCCGCAUCGGCGACCAGCUUUUCCAAAACAAAAUCCUAUUCAGAAUUCGACUGGAUGACUUUCGCGACAAAAUUACCCGUUUCGAUACGCCUUCAAUAGACGCCGGUAUCCAGUUCUACAAUCGUGCUAACUACAUCUUCCUCGACCAGCUGACCAGAGAAAUUAAAGAAAAAGAUUCUUCAGGUGUUUGGCGACCUCUUUUGGCGUACAAGAACUUAAUUCGGGCAAUUGAACACCUGGGCAUCAGCAUGGUGUUUGGGGAGGAGUACUUCGGCCGGGGCGACCUCGACCACAACAGCUACCUCAGCUUCGUCACCAACGACGCCCUCGGCCAGGACUUCCUCAACGCCAGCAAGAGCUUCGCCUACUGGAUCAAGGACAGGUAUCAAAUGUUGCAGCACGAAUACCCAUGGUAUUCGAACAUCACUCGUCGAAGAAAGGAAAUUGUUAACCGUGUCAAAAUUGAGCCCGACUUCGGCAAGGCCACUGAGUACUUUUACGCCAUGCUCGGUUACUUAGACUCGCUACAGAAAAUCCAAUACGAAAUCAGAGGAAAAAUUGAAAACACCAUCUUGUCGGAGGUGGGCUCCUCCAACAGCCACGUGGUGGUGGGCAUUGCGCUGCUGGUGGUAGUACUUAUCAUCUCGCCCGUUAUCAUCAUCCUGGUCAGGAAGGUGACCCGCACACUGCAGGCUUUCACGGAAACGCUACAAUACAAAACCUACGAGCUGCGCUACGAGAAGAAGCGGUCGGACAUGCUGCUGUACCAGAUGCUGCCGCCGACGGUGGCGCAGCAGCUGAAGCAGCGGAAGCAGGUGUCGGCAGAGACGUACGAGUCGGUCACCAUCUACUUCUCUGACAUCGUCGGCUUCACCGAGAUGGCCUCCGAGAGCACUCCGAUGCAGGUGAUUUCACUUCUGAACGCGCUGUACCGCAUGUUCGACUCGCGUAUCGAGCUGUACGACGUGUAUAAGAUCGAAACCAUCGGUGAUGCCUAUAUGGUGGCGUCCGGCGUACCGCAAAGAUCACAAGGCAAAGACCACGCCGCCGAGGUGGCCUCCAUGGCCCUGGACCUUCUGCACGCCACUGAAAACUUCGUCGUGCCGCACAUGCCCGGUGAGCGGCUGCAGAUCCGCAUCGGCAUCCACACGGGACCGGUGGUGGCCGGCGUGGUGGGCACCAAGAUGCCGCGCUACACCCUCUUUGGCGAGACGGUCAACAUCACCAGCAAGAUGGAGGCCACCGGACUGCCGUUCAAGAUCCACAUCACGGCGGCGACCAAGGAGGCGCUGGACCGCGCCGGAGGCUUUAUCAUGAAGCUACGUGGAGAGAUGGAGAUUCGUGUCCACUUCAACAAGGACUCGAGCGUUGGCGGAGCGAUGGAAACCUUUUGGCUGAUCGGGAAGCAUGGCAAGCUGCCCGACCGUCGCGUCGACUCCGACAAAGAAGAGGUGAUCGACGUGAUGGCCGAGAAUCCGCACACCAACGCGCUGCGGAAGGAACGCCAGAAGCAGAAGGAACAGGCCAGCCAGAAGCAGUCGACCCUCUCGCGGGCGAUGGAGUCGAUCAAAGGACAUCUUACAGGAUAACGGACGGAUGACGACGAACGGCGAGAGACUGGGAAGGAGCUGGACGAAGCACAGAUCAAUGCACACACCGCGCACAAAAUGUAACCGGGGCUAGUGGAAAUCGAGCGGGCGGACCAGGCCGGGCGCUUAGGACAGACCAGACGUCACAUGUUAGUGUUUUGAUGUUAAUGUUGUUGUUGUUGCAAUAUGAAGUGCUGGUUAUAAGUAGAAAAGUCGAUGUGCGUUUGAUGUUGGUAGGAUAGGCGGAAGUGUUAUGCGUUUGUCGUACUGCUAUGCGUUUGAUGUUAGGCUUUAUGACCUGAGAGUUGGCAUAGUGUUAUGAUUAGGCGUUGAGCAGAUGCAGGCUCGUUUAGCGUUUCUCGUGAAGGCGUCAGUGUAUGUAUGUGUAUGUGUUAGUGUCGCCGUCACGUGUUCGAUGAAGACACGUGACGCCAGGAGGUCAGGCAGCGAUGUGGUCGGUGUUCGCUGUGUUAUUGUGUCGUGCUCGCUGUGCUAUGUCACACGGCGUCAGAGAGGAGUGACGUCACCGGCGCUGAUAUAGUGUGACGUCACUGCCUGCUCUGACGCCCCAAUUGACGGUGCGGGCUCCAUGUGUGUGCAGAACGUGUGGGAUCGCGAGGGACUCGCCAGUGCGCGGUGCUAUGAGUCGCAAAUAUAAAAUCGAUGUGA
Molecule: messenger RNA, 2834 nt
Organism: Amphibalanus amphitrite
Lineage: Eukaryota; Metazoa; Arthropoda; Thecostraca; Balanomorpha; Balanidae
Exons: 11
Coding region: 87-2165 (692 amino acids)
Biological process (GO): intracellular signal transduction; cGMP biosynthetic process; receptor guanylyl cyclase signaling pathway
Molecular function (GO): peptide receptor activity; guanylate cyclase activity
Source: RefSeq, a predicted model, not a curated record